Molecule: messenger RNA, 1470 nt
Organism: Hibiscus syriacus
Lineage: Eukaryota; Viridiplantae; Streptophyta; Magnoliopsida; Malvales; Malvaceae
Product: serine carboxypeptidase-like 44
Exons: 10
Coding region: 39-1427 (462 amino acids)
Biological process (GO): proteolysis
Molecular function (GO): serine-type carboxypeptidase activity
Source: RefSeq, a predicted model, not a curated record
UAUUAAGCAGUGUCUUAAGAUAUUUCUAUCAGUUCCUAAUGGAUUUCUGGGUACUAUUUGUUGUCAUGUAUUCUUUCAUAUUCAGCGGGGUUAUCGGAUAUCCUUUGAAUGAUCAAAUAGGAACAUUGCCUGGACAACCAAUUGUCAAUUUCAGGCAGUUUUCUGGGUAUAUUGAUGUUGAUCCAGAGGCUGGCAGAAGCCUUUUCUAUUAUUUUGUCGAAGCCGAAAACGAUCCAAAGAAUCAACCCCUCACAAUUUGGCUAACGGGAGGACCAGGAUGCAGUUCGGUUGGAGAUAGCUUCGUCGGUGUCGGUCCUUUCAUUACAACAAAUGAUGCUCGCGGCCUCGAGAGAAAUCCACAUGCUUGGAAUAAUGUGUCCAAUAUUCUAUUUAUCGAUUCACCUGUUGGAGCUGGAUGGUCGUAUUCAAACACAAGCGAUGAUUAUAUAGUUGGAGAUCAUAGUACAAAUAAUGAUCUGGUUACAUUCAUACUGAAAUGGUUCGAAAAGUACCCGAUUUUCAAGUCUAGAGAUUUAUAUGUUUGUGGAGCAAGUUAUGCAGGGCACUUUGUACCCAACUUUGUCAACUCCUUACUUCAAUAUAACAAGCAAUCAAUGAAUUUCAAGUUUAACAUCAAAGGAUUAGCGUUGGGCAACCCCGUUCUUCGGUAUAAGUUAGAUCUUCUAGCGGAACAAGAAUUAUAUGCAUCGGAAGGGAUGAUCUCGAGAGUGUUGCAUCAACAAAUUUUGAAACGUUGCAAUGGGGUCAACGAAGACAACUAUUCAAACAAUGUCGGCCCGUGGUCUGAAUCAUGUCAACAAGCCAUGGGUAUAUCCCAAAUGAUAGCUUUCAACGUAACUUCUGUCGAUCAAUCUAGGCAAAGACAGUUUGAUAUUAGUCGUACCCCAUGUGAUGGGACUAUGGAAGAUCUAAAAUCAGGAAAAGAGAUUACUAAAGUUAUCGAUGGAUGUGAUCUAUGCCUUACUGUUAGACCAAAUUUUUAUUUCAAUAUUCCUGAAGUUCAGAAAGUCUUCCAUGCAAAUCGAACCAAUCUAAAAUUCGAAUGGUCCGGUUGUAUACCGAUGAGUGGCCUCAAAUACAACCCAACUGACAUAUAUAAUGACAUGCUUCCGACGUUGAAGCAAAUUCUCCAACAAUCUGUUCCUAUUACCAUAUUCAGUGGUGACGUAGAUGGAGCAAUUCCUCUGAUUGGAAACUCGGAACAUGUUAAAAAGUUAGCCAAGGACAUGAACAUGAAUUUAACCAAAAACGAAACUUGGAAUCAUGAGAACAAGCAGGAAGGAGGGUUGUUGUACUUGUAUGGAGAUCUAUUGACUUUCAUGACAGUAAAAGGAGCUAAUCAUCAUGUGCCGUUAUCUAGACCAUCUCAAGCUUUGUAUAUCUUCUCCAACUUUGUGAUUAAUUAACCAUAUUAAGACCACAUGAUAUUAUGAUGUAAUUUCAUGUAAU